Esox lucius (northern pike) is the source of this 2977-nucleotide messenger RNA. RefSeq names its product nucleoporin 107 (gene nup107). Gene Ontology annotation, biological process: regulation of DNA-templated transcription; protein import into nucleus; mRNA export from nucleus. Bases 108 to 2876 code for a protein of 922 amino acids. Gene Ontology annotation, molecular function: structural constituent of nuclear pore. The record is from RefSeq and is a predicted model, not a curated record. The transcript is spliced from 26 exons. Gene Ontology annotation, cellular component: nuclear pore; nuclear pore outer ring. NCBI's taxonomy places the organism in Eukaryota, Metazoa, Chordata, Actinopteri, Esociformes, Esocidae.
UGGUUUUUAUUGACUUCUCCAAACUCGACUGUAAUACCUGGUCGAGCGGGAACCAAAAGCAGCAGAAGCUACUGGCUAGCUGUUUUAGCUUGCGUGGAGUUUGUAUCAUGGACUGGGACCAGAAUGAGCUACUGUCGCCUAUCGUACGGGAUGCUGAAGUGACCAGAGCAGCACGGCGAAAGAGUUCAAUUAAGAAAAAGGCUAAAUUCAACUUCCCUAAUGAUGAAACUCUGAGUGCCACGACCACACCUGCCCGCUCUCUGCUCCGCCAAACCCCUGGCUCCCUCCUGAAACAGUCCUUCACUCCAAAGACCACUGGUCGGAAUCCAGAUGUGUCUGCCAUCUUGGCGAGUGUCGGCCGGACGCCCCGCUUCAUGCACACUCCACGACCCCCCCUGGGGGGCAUGAGCUUGAACCUGGACGACAGUGACUGGACGACCGGCCUGUAUCCGUCUCCUCUGUCUGUCCUGGGGGAUAACAGCUUCACUGACGACCUCAACAUGAGCUCUGUGAUCCUGAAGGAGGAAGACCCUGGAGAGGCUGCGUCCGCCAGCCUGUUCCCUGACUUCCUCCAGGCGUACCUCAGACACUCCUCCAGCGCCAUCUUUGACCUGCUCGAGGAGUACGAGGCUAUCUGCCAGGAUAAGGUGGGCAUGCUCCAGAGGAUGGUGUCCAGGGCAACGCCGGGCCAACAGAAGUCCUCCAAGACGGCAGGGAUGAGAUGGCUCCUCCAGCAGGAGAUGGUCACCUGGCGCCUCAUCACCUCUCUGUAUAGGGACAGGAUCCAGACAGAGCUGGAGGAUGACAUCAUGAUGGAUGUGGCUACGUUCCAUGCUAGUGAGAAGGAUGUGAUGGAGCAGCUUUUCCAAAGAGAAGCAGUUGUACGGCAAAGUCAGUUGGUUGUAGAUUGGCUCGAGAGCAUUGCCAAAGAUGAAAUUGGAGACUUCUCUGACAACAUCGAGUAUUAUGCCAAGUCGGUUUACUGGGAGAACACUCUGCACGCUCUGAAAACGAGACGAAACACCGACAAUUCUGGAUUCAACAUUCCCCUGGUUACCGAGCUGGACCCCGACGCCCCCAUCCGACAGAGGCGGCCGUUGGCAGAUCUGGACCGGGAGGAUGACGCCCGCCUGCUGAAGUACCUGUUCACCCUGCUCCGAGCGGGCAUGACCGACGAGGCCCAGAGGCUGUGUAAGCGCUGUGGACAGGCCUGGAGAGCCGCAACUCUAGAAGGAUGGAAGCUUUAUCACGACCCCAACAUCAGUGGAGGUGGUCUGCAGCUCCUCCCAGUAGAAGGGAAUCCUCAGCGCUGUGUGUGGAAGGUGUGCUGCUGGAGGAUGGCUGAGGAUGAGCAGUUCAACAGAUAUGAGAGGGCCAUCUAUGCUGUUCUGAGUGGAAAUCUAAAACGGGUGCUUCCAGUGUGUGAGUCUUGGGAGGACAGUGUGUGGGCUUACUUCAGGGUGUUGGUGGACUCUCUAGUGGAGCAGGAGGUUAUCCGGUCCUCUGGGAUGGACAGUGAGGAGCUGGAGGAGCUGCCAAAAGAGUACCUGGAGGCCAACUGGACCCUGGAGAAGGUGUUUGAAGAGCUGCAAGCGACUGAGUCAAAGAGAGUUCUGGAGGAGAACAAAGAGCAGUAUCACAUCAUCCAGAAGUUUGUCAUCCUAGGAGACCUCGACGGUCUCGCGCAGGAGUUCAGUAAGUGGUUGGUCACAGGUCCAACUCUUCCCUCUCACCUGCUACGCUUCAUGACUCACCUGGUGCUGUUCUACAACAGCCUGGGCCUGCAGCUUAAGGAGGAGGUGUCAGUGGAGGUCCUGAAAGCCUACAUCGCUCUGUUGGUGAAGGAGAAGCAAGUGGACCUGAUAGCCUUCUAUGUCAGCCACCUGCCAUCCGACAUGUCCACCUCACAGUACGCGCACUUCCUGGAGGGGGUCAGCGAGGCCGAGCAGAGACAGCGGUGUCUGGAGCUGGCCCGGGAAGCCGGUCUGGACGUUGCAGCGGUCACUAAGAUGGUGGUGGAGAACAUCAGAGAGCGGGACACUGAGGAGUUUGCUCAUCAUGACCUCACACCAGCGCUGGAUGCUGGCACCUCGACAGAGGACCAGAGAAAGAUCGACGUGAUUGAUUGGUUGGUGUUUGACCCCGCCCAGAGAGCUGAGGCCCUCAAACAGAGCAACGCCAUCAUGAGGAAGUUCCUUGCCUGCAAGAAGCACGAUGCAGCCAAGGAGGUGUUUGCUAAGGUACCAGACGACUCCAUGAGAGAGAUAUACCGCCAGUGGGAGGAGCAAGGCCUGGACAUGCCCCUUCCCGCUGAGGACGAGAACGCCAUCAGGGAGCACCUGUGUAUUCGUGCCUACCUGGAGGCUCAUGAGGCCUUUAACGAGUGGUUCAAGCACAUGAACACCCCUCCUCAGAAGCCCAGCCUGCCUGCUCAGGCCAAGUUUACUGAGACGGUGGCCUUUGAGAUGAAGGAGAAGGAGUACCAGAUGGAGCAUGACAACUGGAGUGGCCGCCUGGACGCUCUGACAGAGGACGUUAAAGAGCGGAUCUACAACGUCUUGCUGUUCGUGGACGGAGGAUGGAUGGUCGAUGUCAGGGAGGAUGCGGAGGAGGACCCAGAGCGAGGCCACCAGAUGGCAAUGUUGCGGAGGUUGUGUCUGCCCAUGAUGACUUUCCUGCUGCUGACGGUUCUGCAGAGAACACAGCGUCACCAGGAGAGCCUCAGAAUGGCCGACAUCAUCGCCUCCGACCAGCACCGGCUCUACGAGGUGUUCUCCAAGGAUGAGCUAAGGAAGUUCCUACAGAAGAUCAGGGAGUCCUCUCUUCUCCUGUUGGAUAAGGGUCUUGACCCACUAGGCUAUGAGAUCCAACCCUGAAUUGAAGCCUUGCACUGGCCUUGAUUUAUUUCACUGUGUUUUUUUGUUUUUCUGUAGCUGAAUGGAGUUUUUUUGAAUUUACAUUAAAAGUGACAAAAAUA